Molecule: messenger RNA, 3768 nt
Organism: Carassius gibelio (silver crucian carp)
Lineage: Eukaryota; Metazoa; Chordata; Actinopteri; Cypriniformes; Cyprinidae
Gene: tmem264
Product: transmembrane protein 264
Exons: 2
Coding region: 1923-2909 (328 amino acids)
Source: RefSeq, a predicted model, not a curated record
ACAUUUAGUUGAACUAGCUUUGGCUGACGUUAACAUUGUGUUAAUAUUAAUAGUAUUUUAAUGUAAAUUUAAAUAAAUGAAAACAUGAAUAUUUUACUACAAAUUUUAAUUCAGUACUUUAAACAAUACUUCAUAUUGCAUUUCCACAAAAAGGACACAUUCAGUUGAUCAAAUGUGACAGUAAAGACAUUUGUAAUGUGUGUGUUUUUUUUUAUCCUGUUCUUUUUAACUAUUUUUAAGAACUCCGCUAAAAAUGUAUUAUGAUUUCCACAAAAACAACAACGAAUUACAAUGAUUUCUGAAGGAUCAUGUGAUACUGAAGACUGGAGUAAUAAUGCUGACAAUUCAGCUUUCCCAUCACAGGAAUAAAUUACAUUUCACAUUAUUAUUAUUAUUACUGUUUUUACCUUUUUUAAAUUAAAUAUAAAUUCUUGAACCUUGCAAGACGUUUCACAAAUGAGGGCUACCAUCUAGACCAACUAUCUUUGUCCUGAUGUUCUCAGUGUUUGCUUCUGCGUUGUGAAAACCUUAUCUCACUCUCUUUAUUGUUUCAGUCACGGUUUCUCUGAGAUUUCCUAUAUCAGAUCAAAGACCCCUGGACCAAUGCACAGCUCACGAUUCUGAAGCAGAACUUCUGAAGAACAGAUAAAGGGAAUCUCUAAGAGAGCUGUUGCUGAGCGUCCCUCUUUGACACCCAACGCCUGACUGCGCAUAAGUGGAAGGGAGCAGAGAGAGGGAGGAGAAAAGAGAAAAACAGCAGGAGGAGUGUGAAAUCUAACCAGACUACAUUGAGGAGCCACAGGCUGCGCACAGAACGUCGCUCUGGAGUUCGAAAGGAUGAAAGGGGGAAGAUUGAGAUUAUUGCUGCAGAGAUUUCGGAGGUGAGGGCAACUGGAAACUUAUUGACUUCUUUGGCGUCAAUACUGGGGAGGAGAUGAGAAUAAAGUGAUUUUAAUCCACAGGAGGCACAUGACUGUUGCUGUGCAUGAGUGACGUGCUUUUAAUCCUUCAGAAAAGAGGUCAUUUUUGAAUAUAGAUAAACUUACUUUGAAAUACUUUACCUUUCAAAACCCACAUCGAUUUUUUGUGGGAGGGAGAGAUCUGAGGAUUGGAAUCGGAUUUGAGACUUCGGGGCUUCAAAGACAUCUUCCGCUGCAAUUUUUCGGAGAAAAACAUGCGUACGUAAACCACAUGCAGACUUACUAUUCAGUGCAAUCUGGAAUCAGGAACCUCCUAGGAGAAGCAAGUCAGCUGUAGUCUUGUGUGCGGCGGCGCUCUGAGGAAUAGUGCUGGGAACGGAUUCACUUCUGGCAUAAAAUGACAAAUUUAUCACAGCCGAUAUUUCCUGACCCACUCUUUCAGAGAGCAUGUGGCUUAUUUCGCCUUCUCCCCUUGCUUUUGAAGCUGUGAGACUCUUCUUUGGAAAAUAAGAGCCGGUGGUCGUGCCUACAGACCUGGAGAACUGAAAUAUUUAAUAUUUAAUACUCUGGCUGUGAACGAUGCAAUUAACGAUGAAUAUAAACCGAAGCAGCUGUGAUCAGUAUGCAUAGGUUGCCUGUGUUCACUCAGAGAACUGUGGGAGUGAGUUAAGGCUAGAGGACUGAUGACUGAUAGCGGAAAGAGGUUUGCUGUGAGGAACUAAUCUUGUGCGUUAGCUUGUUUGCUUCUGGCUGAAUUUAGAAAUAGAAAGUGUGGCUCAUUCUUGAUCUUUUUCUCUUGCUUCCUCAUUAUUUCUUCCUCCCAUCACGCCUCAGUUCGAGGAACAGGUUGCUGUGCUAUAAAGCCGUUUUAGAUUAACUACUGUUUCCAGGACUGCUGUGUCUUUGGGAUGAACAGUUAAGGCAAAUCAUAUGGGGCUACAAAACUCUGUUUGAUUGAACAUUCAGCCACCCAUCAUUUUUAUCUCGUCUCUCAUAAUCAACAUGGUUCCACCGCCCCCUUCCAACAAGCCACACGUUUGCCUUUCGUGUGUGCUUAUCAUGAGUAGCAUGGCGCUGCUGGACGCCUACCUUGUGGAGCAGAAUCAAGGUCCACGGAAGGUGGGCGUCUGCAUUAUGGUGAUGGUAGGGGACGUGUGUUUCCUCAUCGUGCUGCGGUACAUCGCGGUAUGGGUCGGCGCCGAAGUACGAACUGCUAAACGCGGCUACGCCAUGAUCCUCUGGUUCUUCUACGUCUUUGUGCUGGAGAUCAAGGUAUACUUUGUCUACCAGAACUACAAGGCAGAAGGCGAGAGAGCGGACGCUCUUACCUGCAAGGCUUUGACGGUGCUGCUUUCCAUUUUUCUGCCGGGACUUUACGUCACGUUGGCAGCCAUCGACCACAUGGAAUAUGUUCGUCCGCUCAAAAAGAGGGAGGAGUUGAGGAGUCGGCUGUUCUGGGUCGUGGUGGAUCUCCUCGACAUCUUGGACAUUCAGGCCAGCCUAUGGGAGCCUCAGAGAAAAGGGCUCCCUCUAUGGGUUGAGGGCCUUACUUUUUUCUACUGCUACAUACUACUUCUGAUACUGCCGUGUGUGUCGCUAAGUGAAAUUAGCAUGCAAGGUGUGAACAUUGUGCCGCACAAGAUGUUGUUGUAUCCCAUUCUCAGUUUGGUCGCUAUCAAUUUUAUUACGAUCUUUAUCCGGGGAGGGAAUAUGGUGUUUUAUAGGGACAUCCGAGUGUCUGGAAUACUAAUGGGUAAGAACGUCCUCGCCAUUGUCCUGAAAACGUGCAGCUUCGUGCAGUACCGGAGAAACAUGCAGGAGGCGUCAACACCCGCUCUCGCUCCCGAACUACAGAGGGACGCAGUGCCACAAAGUUCUCGAGGGGCAGUGCCAGUCGUAAUGCCCAUGCCCAUCACCAUGCCAACUCCGAAGGUAGUCAUACAAGAUCUCACCACACUUCCAGAAGAGUCCGAACUUGAGGAGACAUGACAAAAGGGGGAAUGAGGAGAGUUUGCACGGUGGAUACAUGGACAAUGCACAACAUGAACUGCUUUGAGAUUUUUUGUCCUAAUGUUAAUGUGGGUGUACACUGUAUGAUUUAUUACUUUAAGAAUGUUUCUUAUCAGAUUGUAUGAUGACAUUAAUGAAUGGAUACAUACCAGAAUGUUCUGUACAUAGGGCAGACCUUUAGCUGCAUUGACCGGGCAUUUUAAAGCAUCACUAAAUUAUUUUCUUCAGUAUUUGUAAUUUAUUGCCCUGUAGAAAUAUCUAAACAUCCUUAAAACAAAAUACAUUUUGGCUACUUAAAAUUGAUUUAUAUAUUUAGAAUAUUAAUCUUUGUGUGCACCUACUUUUAGUGAAAAAAAAAAAAAAAGAUUACAAUCGUUGAUGAGAUGAUUUGUUUGUCAAAUGAAGACACAAGGCAGCUGUGGAUCUGGGGUCCAUUCAUUUCCAGAAAAAAAGUAUUUAAUCCUGAAAUGUAGUAGUUUAUGAAGUUUAUUAAUUAACAAGUGGAAUGCCAAGCAAAUCGCACUUGAACGAACUCUCAGUGACCCGAUGAUUGUACAAUCACAGACAGCUGCGAAUAUAUCAUCUAUUUUCGUUUUUCCUGGUGGGUGUUAAAAAUGUGGUACAUAAUGUUUUUUUGCAGUAAAAUCAUCAUAUUUUUGCAGUCAUUUAAUAACUACGUAUGGUGAAAAGUUGCGUUUUGAAACAACUCGUACUAUAAUUCAUUUCUGUUAUCUUAUAUUUGAUGGGUUUAUGCUUCAUAUAUUCUUUGUUUUGAUGUUUUAUGAAAACCAAAUGAAUGAUAUUUUGCUAUUAAAACAAUGUUUUUGUUGAUAUCUAA